CGCGUCUCUUCAUCUCCCAAAUUUUCUUCUCCUAAUUUUGGUAUCUAACUUCAUCUUCAUUACUGCCAAGAACAAAAAGUCAAAAAUCCCAAGAAAAAAAAAUAUCGCCUUUUUUCUUUUUUUUUUUUGUCUAAGAAACCACCACGAAGCUUCUUCAAUCCCUCUCUCUGUCUUGAAGGUAUAAUCAUCACCCAUAAACUGAUAAACCUACCCUUUUAUUUUGUUUUUUGUUUUGGGCUAUUUUGCAAUAUAUUGUAUACUUUUUAUUUUUUUUGGGGGCGAUUUUAUCAUGCCCAUUUCUUGAUUUCUGUAUCUCUGAAGAUUUAGAACAGGUUUUCACUUUUGACCCUGAAAAAUUUUGUUUUGGGUCUUUCUGGUGGGAAUCUGAGAGUUUGAAUAAUCAAGAGAGAGAGAAGGAGAGAGAGAGAGAGAGGAAUAUGGAUAUUUUGAAUGGGUUUUUAUUCAAGGAGAGAUGGAAAUUUCGUGGAAUUUUCAAUGGGCUUAUUGGGUUGGUAUUUAUUAUCUUAAUUCUUCACCAAGCUUCAUUUUCAAGGCAAUCUUUUUCUAUUCGUCCUGCUAUUAAGAUCUUCCAAAGUGGUUUCAACAAGAAUGGUGUUAUUAGGAGGAGAAUUGUGGAGAAACUUGAUAAUUCAUCAAGAAUUGAUCUUUUCAGUGAUGGGGGAAUGGGGGGUAGUUUGGGUACUAGUAAAACUCCUGAUUGCACUGGGAUUUAUGAGCAUCAGGGUUAUGAUUCCAAAUGUGAGUACUUGAGGAGUAACCCUGGGUGUGAUUCUGGGGGGUAUUUCAAUUAUAUUAAGUUCUUUUACUGCAAUUGCAACAACUAUAGUGCUUUGGGGUAUGUGGUAUUAGCAGUGUGGUUAGUUGCUUUGUUCUACUUGUUGGGCAAUACUGCUGCAGAUUACUUCUGUUGUUGUCUCGAGAAGCUCUCGAAUUCGUUGAGGUUGCCCCCGACUGUGGCGGGGGUAACUCUGCUCCCGUUGGGGAAUGGGGCGCCCGAUGUGUUUGCGAGCAUUGCUGCUUUCGUUGGGAAUGAUUCGGGGGGUAUGGGGUUGAAUAGUGUGCUUGGGGGGGCUGUGUUUGUGACUUGUGUGGUGGUUGGGACUGUGGCUUUGUGUGUUACUGAGCAGGGUGUUGAGAUUGACAAGAAAUGCUUCUUGAGGGAUGCUUGUUUCUUCAUUUUCGCGAUUUUGUCUCUGCUUAUGAUUUUGGUUCUUGGGGAGGUUAGUGUUGGGGUUGCGAUUGGUUUUUUCUGCAUAUAUGUUGUGUAUGCCAUUUGUGUUGCUGCGAACGAGAUUUUAAGGAAGCUUUUCAAGGGAUCAAAAGCGGAUUGCGUGACUCCAUUGCUGCCAGUGACUAAUGAAGAAGGGAAGAUUGAGAAGUUGGAUUCUAAAGAUGUUGCACCUGAGCUUGAGAAGUUGCCACAUUGGCUUUGGACUUCGAAUGUUGCAAUCUACUCGAACGAGACUGUGAAGGUGGCUCCCGGGGAGAGCACCGAGUUUUUGUGGGGUUGGACUGAUGAACAUCCUGCUGAUGAUAAGUGGUCAGUGGUUUCCUGUUCUAAGGUAGUGUCAUUGCUAGAAUUGCCCUUGAUGCUGCCCCGAAGGUUAACGAUUCCCAUCGUUGAUGAGCAGAGAUGGUCUAAGUUUUUUGCUGUGGGCAGUGCUUCCUUGGCGCCAUUGCUUCUGUCGUUCCUUUGGAACACUCAAGAAGACGAGGGCUCAAUCGCUGCCGAGAUUGUGUACAUCAUUGGGGCUGGCUCGGGUGGCGUCUUAGGAGGCCUCGCGUUCAUCUAUACCAAACCUGAUCACCCACCCGAGAAGUGGUUGUUCCCAUGGAUAUUCGGGGGGUUCUUCAUGAGCAUCAUUUGGUUCUACAUCGUGGCAAAUGAACUAGUCGCCCUCCUCGUGGCAUUCGGGGUCAUAUUUGGCAUCAACCCCUCGCUCCUUGCCUUAACCGUCUUGGCCUGGGGCAACUCCAUGGGAGACCUAAUCUCCAACGUCGCCAUUGCCAUGAACAACAGAGAUGGCGUGCAGAUCGCCAUGUCGGGCUCCUACGCAGGGCCAAUGUUCAACACGCUCGUUGGCCUCGGCAUCUCCAUGAUGCUGGGAGCAUGGUCAAAACAACCCGAACCCUAUACGAUUCCACAAGACAACAACUUGUAUUACACGUUGGGAUUUCUAAUGCUGGCACUUCUUUAUACCCUCAUUGUGCUACCAAGAAAUGGGAUGCGCCCAAACAGGUUGUUAGGUUUGGGACUUAUGACCAUUUACUUGGUGUUUCUUUCUGUUAGGGCUACCAUAGCAGUGGGUGAUGGAUCACUCCUAUUUCGGCCUUGAAUUUUUGGAUCCAUCCAUAGAUUAUGAUACAAUGUAAGAUGAAAAACUAAAUGUAGUAUACCCACGAUGCAUAUGAUAAAUAUGUGUAUGUAUAUCACUGUUUGUUUUUCUGUAACAUAGAGAGUAGUUCUUGUGUACAUUCUAAACUUGGCCAAACCACUUUGGGUUCAUGAAAUUAAGUUUUAUUGGAACUUAUUGAAUUAUAA
Ipomoea triloba (trilobed morning glory) is the source of this 2563-nucleotide messenger RNA. RefSeq names its product cation/calcium exchanger 4-like. The record is from RefSeq and is a predicted model, not a curated record. The transcript has a single exon. Gene Ontology annotation, molecular function: monoatomic cation transmembrane transporter activity. Lineage: Eukaryota; Viridiplantae; Streptophyta; Magnoliopsida; Solanales; Convolvulaceae. Bases 438 to 2357 code for a protein of 639 amino acids. Gene Ontology annotation, cellular component: membrane. Gene Ontology annotation, biological process: monoatomic cation transport; transmembrane transport.